This is a messenger RNA of Triticum turgidum subsp. durum (durum wheat), 336 nucleotides long. The record is from the annotation of a GenBank genome assembly. Lineage: Eukaryota; Viridiplantae; Streptophyta; Magnoliopsida; Poales; Poaceae.
AUGGCCCAGGCGACCGGGAUGGAAUCCACGGCAUAUGCUUCUUCAUGUGACAUGGAGAACGAGAAGGUUCGAGAUGAUUCAACUAUCUUUCUCAUAUCUAACGGAAACUUACGGCUUCAAGAGGCCAGACAGAUGCACAACUCUAGUCGGUGGAUUAGAAGAAGGUUUCAUUUGUGUCACGCCCCAACUCUUGUUCCUAUUCUCACUAGCGAGGUUUUGUUCGUGCAAGCAGUGUGUCAGCAGAUCUUUGCGUUGUCAAGCCAACUCAGGGAUCUAAGUCUGUUGGCAAAAUGGCAAAUACUCCACUGCUUCCGCUUCCGGAAGCCUGACCGAUGA